Messenger RNA from Lycium barbarum (goji berry), 5610 nucleotides. RefSeq names its product receptor-like protein 9DC3. The record is from RefSeq and is a predicted model, not a curated record. The coding region runs from base 44 to 2320 and encodes 758 amino acids. Gene Ontology annotation, molecular function: protein binding. Lineage: Eukaryota; Viridiplantae; Streptophyta; Magnoliopsida; Solanales; Solanaceae. The transcript has a single exon.
GAUAUCUUCUCCAAUACAAACUUUUUAUAUCCUUUUGACAAACAUGAUUGUUCCCCAGAAAAUUUUUUUGUUUCAGUUUUUCACCCUUUUAUAUCUAGUCUUUACAGUUACUUUUGCUUCCACUGAGGAAGUAACUGUCCUCCUGAAAUGGAAAGCAACUUUCAAGAACAAGAAUAAUUCCUUAAUGGCUUCACGGAGACCAAGUUCUAAUGCAUGCAAGGAUUGGUAUGGAGUUAUAUGCUUUAAUGGUAGGAUAAACAUGUUAAAUAUUACAAAUGCUAGUGUCAUUGGUACGCUCUAUGAUUUUCCAUUUUCAUCUCUCCCUUUUCUUGAGUAUCUUGAUCUUAGCAUGAACAAUUUCUCCGGCACCAUCCCACUUGAAAUUGGUAAACUCACUAAUCUUGUCUAUCUUGCCGUGCACAACAAUCAGAUUUCGGGUACAAUACCACCACAAAUCGACUUGCAAACCAAGCUUCAGGUCCUCCGCCUAUUUGAAAACCAUUUAAGUGGUACCAUUCCAAGAGAAAUAGGUAACCUAAGGUCUCUUACAAAGCUAUCUUUAGGUACUAACUUUCUUAAUGGUUCUAUUCCUACUUCAUUGGGAAACUUGACCAGCUUGUGUUUUUUGUUUCUUCAUAAGAAUCAACUUUCUAGCUCCAUUCCUAAAGAAAUAGGUAACCUAAGGUCUCUUACAAAGCUAUCUUUAGAUACUAACUUUCUUAAUGGUUCUAUUCCUACUUCAUUGGGGAACUUGACCAGCUUGUGUUUUUUGUUUCUUCAUAAGAAUCAACUUUCUGGCUCCAUUCCUAAAGAAAUAGGUUACCUAAAGUCCCUUACUGAGCUACAUUUGUGGAGUAACUCUCUUAAUGGUUCUAUUCCUGCUUCCUUUGGCAAUUUGAGAAAUAUGCAAGGUCUGAUUCUCCAUAAUAACAAUCUCACUGAGGAAAUUCCUUCAUCUAUGUGCAAUUUGACAUCACUAGAACAGUUGUAUCUCGCGGGAAACAACUUGAAAGGAAAAAUUACUCAAUGUUUGGGUAAUAUCAAUGGCCUCCAACUUUUUACGAUGUCACAUAAUAAUCUUAGUGGAGAUAUUCCUUCAUCUUUUUGCAAUUUAACAUCACUACGGAUUUUAGAAUUGGGUAGAAACAAUCUUAAGGGAGCAAUUUUGGAAUGUUUUGGCAACAUGAGUGCCCUUGAGGUUUUGAGUAUACACCACAACAAUCUUUCUGGGACUCUUCCAACAACUUUUAGCAUUGGAAGUAAACUCAAAAGUAUCAACUUGCAAGAGAAUGAACUAGAGGGAAAAAUCUCUGUAUCUUUGGCCAAUUGCAAAGAGUUGCAAGUUCUUAAUUUAGGAGACAAUUACCUCGUCGACACAUUCCCGAUGUGGUUGAAUACUCUUCCGAAGCUGCAAAUUUUAAGCUUGAGAUUGAAUAAAUUGCACGGGCCUAUUAGAACUUCAAGGAAUGGAAACAUGUUUUCUGAGCUUCGAAUCAUUGAUCUCUCUUACAAUGCCUUCACAGGAAACUUACCAAUGAGUUUGCUUCAACAUUUCAAAGCCAUGAGGAAAAUUGAUCAAACAAUAAAGGCACCAACAUAUCUUACUAUAUAUGUUGGAGAAGGACGUUACCACGAUCAUUUGACAGUUGCAACCAAGGGACUGGAGCGUGAACUUGAAAAUUUUUUGACUAUUUACACUGCUAUUGAUCUUUCAAGCAACAGAUUUGAAGGACAAAUUCCAAGUAUUAUGGGAGAUCUUUUUGCGCUUCGGGUGCUGAAUUUGUCUCAUAAUGUAUUGCAAGGUCAUAUACCACCAUCACUUGGAAGUUUAUCAGUAGUCGAAUCAUUGGAUCUAUCGUUUAACCAACUUUCGGGAGAGAUACCAGAACAGCUAGCUGCUCUUACGUCUCUUGCAUUCUUAAGUCUCUCUCACAAUCAUCUCCAAGGAUGCAUCCCUCAAGGACGUCAAUUUGCUACAUUUGAGAAAAAUUCAUAUGAUGGUAAUGAUGGAUUACGUGGAUUCCCUGUUUCAAAAGGUUGUGGAAAUAUUUUGAUACCAGAGACAAAUUAUACCGAUUAUGCGGUUGAUGAUGACGAAAGCACUUCUGAAUUUCUCAAUGAAUUUUGGAAAGCUGCUCUUAUGGGUUAUGGAAGUGGACUAUGUAUUGGAUUAUCCAUAGUAUAUUUCAUGAUUUCGACUGGAAAUCUAAAAUGGCUUGCAAAAAUCAUUGAAGAGUUGGAAAACAAAAUUAUUAGGCGACGGAGAAAGAAGAAACAAAGUCAAAGGCACUACAAAAGAAGAAAUAAAAAGAAGAAAUAAUCGCAUCUAGAAGAGUAAAACAUUCAGGUAUACAGUUAAGUUCUAGUUUGAUCUUCAGUUUAUCGCAACUAUCUGUGUCUCAUUUUCAUAUUAGUUAUAUUAGCAACUAAUCAAAUGCUCUGCAAACCUUUUUUUUUUCCUUUCAAUAGAAGCAAUUACAAUGGAUUAGCUUUUUCAAAAUAUGUUUUGAGCUAGUAAAAGUUUAAAUAUAAUAUGCGACUGAGGCGGAAUGAUGUAAAAAAAAAUGCAAAUAUAUGCAAAAUUAGUUGGAACUAGUGUUUGUGCAAACCAACACAUAAUUUAAUUUUAGUGUAAAAUAAACGUCAGACUUAACUUUCUUUCUGUAAGAUAAAAGUCCGACUAUUAUUUUAUUAUUUAGUGUAAAAUAAAACAACUUAACUUUCUAUGUGUAAAGAUAAAAAUCAGACUGUAAAUAAACAAAUUCGAACAUGUAGGUGUUUGGAGGAGCAUUUGGUGGAAUACACAUUAGAGAUGCAAUAUCAGAUGUUGCAUCUUAUAAUGCUAUAUUUGAGUUUUAGUUUCUUUUAGUAUUUGUAUGUAAGCUUUUUUUACUUCCUUUUAUUAACUUGGGAAAAUGUAAUAUCAUGAAUUUUGAUGAUAUAUCAAGUUUAUGUAAGAUUCCAUGAAUGUUGUGUGUAUUUAUUGGAGAAAAUGUAAAUAAGUGAGAAGGGUAUUUUAGUCUUUACAUACUAGUUAGUUAAGUUAGUAGAUUAGUUCCUAACUAACUAUAAAUAGGACAUAUUUGUACUCAUAUCAGUUCAAGAAAAAUAUACAGAACGUUUCUUUCCUUCUUUAAUCUUAUAUCAAUUAGGGUUCUUUGGUUAUUAUCACAUAUUACUUCAUGCUAUCAGAGUAGGAUGAAUUACUGCUUCGAUUCCGCAUAACCUUCGAUUGUAAAAAUCUCAAUCGUAUUAAGGAAUUCAAUUCAAAUCAAGUUCCGAUCAAAUUAGGGAAAAUUUCAGAAUUUCUGAACAAUUUCCAUGGUGAUUACAACCGGAAUUGAACCAGUAAACACAAGUACAUUGAUAGGAUCGAUUGAAUCGCAAGCACCAGUAAUUGAAUAUAAUCAUCCACUAUAUCUUCAAUCAAUUGAUGUAAGUGGUAUCUCUAUAAUCUCUUUCCAGUUGAAAGGCAACGAGAAUUAUAUUGUGUGGAAUAAAUCAAUGAAACUAGCAUUGUUAGGAAGAAAUAAAUUACUAUUUAUGAGUGGAAAAUGCAAGAUAGAAAACUAUGUUGAAAGUUUGUGGGAUCAAUGGGAGCAUGUGAAUGCAAUUGUAUUAUCUUGGCUUAUGAAUUCAGUAGACAUUAAUCUAAUAGGUAGAAUUGUAUGUGCUACAGAUAUACAAUAUGCUACUGAUACACAAUCUCUAUGAGUUGAUUUGAAAGAAAGAUUUGAAAAGAUUGUUGACUCUAGGUCAUUCAAUAUUCAUCAAAAAAUUGCAACAUUUGCGCAAGGAACUCAAUCAGUAGCUGUGUAUUACUCAAAGUUGAAGGAACUGUGGAAUGAAUUUGAGUCUAUGGUCCCAGUUUCAAGAUGCAAGUGUGAUAAGUCUAAGGAAUUUGUUAUGUAUGUUCAAAGACAAAAGUUGUACCAAUUUCUAAUAGGAUUAAAUGAAUCUUACUCACAAGCAAGGAGUCAUAUCAUGUUGUUGAGUCCUCUACCAAGUAUUAAUCAAGCUUACUCUAUGAUAGUUAGUGAUGAGAAUAAAAGAGCAGUUCAACUAGUUAUGGGUUGUUUGGGUCAAUGCUAGUAAAUCACAAGGAAUAAGUGAAGUUGAUGCACUGGCAAUGUAUUCUAGGGCUGGAAAUCCAAACCAGAAAUUCAAAAAGAGGUAAUAUUCCAACUACAAUCCUAAUGCCUUCUGUGAUCACUGUAAACUUAAAGGACACUAUAAAGUGGAUUGCUAUAGGCUUGUGGGGUAUCCACCUGACCAUCCUAGGGCAAAUCAAAGUGAUAACUGGUUUAAGCAAGGUGAAACUAGAUUUCAGAAUAAGCAGUCUAACAAUAGGUUCAGAACAAGAUUUGGUAGAAGAGGAGGACCAACUAGCUAUAAUGCACAUGGUGUAAUUACUGAACAAUGGAAUCAAGGCAACCAUCCAGGUUUAGGAACUGACAUGAAUCAAGUGAAUGAAAUGAUGAUGCCUCACUCCUGGCUAUCACAACUACCACACAACAGGAUCAGUUAGUAAUCCUAGCAUUCAACAACAGCUAGCACAAUUUCAAAGAACUGAAGGACCAAAGCUUACACCUACUCAAUAUGCAAAAAUAUACAAGAUGAUGGAGCAAAGUCACACAGCUGCUCAAGCAUCCAACACUUCUAAUGCAACUUAUGCUGCCAAUAUGAUAGGUAACUCUAGUUCCCUGCUAGUCUCAAAUAAUUCACAAGAAUGGAUCAUUGACUCAGGUGCUACAGAUCACAUGACUUCUGAUUUAAAACUGUUAGAUAAGACUACUUUAGAAAAACCUGAAACUGAGAAAAGAGUAGUUCUACCAAAUGGUGAAGUCACACAUGUUAAACAUAAUGGAACAAGUGCCUUUUCAGGUAUAAAUAGUAUCCAUAAUGUGUUCUACAUAGCAGAGUUUUAAGUUUAAUUUAUUUUUUGUGUCCAAAUUAACUAGACAACCUAAUUGCUCAGUUAAGUUUUAUCCUAAUUUGUGUGUUUUCCAUGAUCUCUUCACUAGGAAAGUGAAGGAGAUUGGUAAAGAAGAGGAUGGUUUGUACUACCUCACAAGGUCCAAACUCAGAAUUAGAAAAGAACAAAUCACUGGGUGUAGACUGUCUUCAACUAGUAAAACUAUUAGUGAUAUUAUGACUGGUUUAUGGCAUAAGAGAAUGGGACACAUUCCUGGUAAUGUCCUACAAAAACGGUUUCCCUUAAAACUGUCUAGUAUUACUCAUCUUUUAAAUAACUGAAUAGUGUGCCCUUGUGCAAGGCAAACUAGAUUGCCAUUUCCUAAAAGUGCAACUGUUAGCACUAAAUCAUUUGAAAUUGUACAUAUUGAUGUUUCGGGACCCUAUAAGAAUGCUACUGUUGAUGGUUAUAAAUCCUUUAUAACUGUUGUAGAUGAUUUCACAAGAUUUACUUGGAUAUUUUUGUUAAGACAAAAAUAUGAUGUAUUGCUACAUAUCAAAAACUUUCUAUUGCUAAUAAAAAACUAGUAUGACAUAAGUGUCAACGUGAUUAGAACUAAUAAUGGAAUUGAGUUUGUGAAUUCUUUAUGUCAUGAUUUGUUUGCUAGUCUAGGCAUUAUUCAUCAAAAAUCAUGU